AUGAAAUUAAUAUUUUGCUUGAUUUGGUCUUGCCUUUGGUGUGGUAUAUCUGCUCAUUUUAGAAGUUUCACAAGUUUAGUGGGCAUAGGAGAACCAAAUAGACGUCCAUCCUUAAUUGGUACUUCAUUAAGAGCCGCAACCUUGAACUUCAUCAUAGAGGAUUUUAUAGAACAGAAACUGGAUCAUUUUAAUCCUACUGACAACAGAACGUGGAAUCAGAGAUACCAAGCUCAUUCAGAACACCAUACAGCUGGUGGACCAAUAUUUUUGUUGUUGGGAGGAGAAGAAAAAAUCUCAAAAGCAUGGUUGAGAGAUGGGUCUAUGAUGGAAUACGCUGAAAAAUUUAAUGCCAUGUGUUUUCAAUUGGAACAUCGGUAUUAUGGAAAGAGCUAUCCCACUGAUAAUUUAAAUACUACAAAUUUAAAGUACUUGAGUAUUAAACAAGCAUUGGCUGAUGUGGCAGCGUUUAUAAAGACUAAAUCUAAAAAAUACCAAAACAGUAGAUGGGUAUUAUUUGGAGGAUCUUAUCCAGGAAGUUUAGCUGCCUGGGCAAGAAUUACAUAUCCACAUCUCGUAUAUGCAGCAGUUUCGUCGAGUAGUGUUAUAAAGACGAGAAUAGAUAAUAUAGAUUAUUUUAAGGUUGCCGAAAAAGCAUUAACAGAUUAUAAUCCAAAAUGUGUAUCCAAUAUAAGACAAGCAACUUUGAUGAUUAGCGAUUUGUUAGACACUGAAAAUGGAACAAGAUAUGUUCAAAGCAAAUUCAGAGCAUGCUAUCGUAUAAACCCAGAUGUUAAAAGAGAUGUAAGACAAUUGUUUCAACAAUUAUCUUUACCCAUUGCACGAACUAUACAAUACAAUAAAGACAACCGUUAUUACUCAAAUAUGGAAGCAGCGGAUUUAUCAAUAACAUCAUUAUGUGAUAUUAUGUUAGAUAGGUCAUUAGGAAACUCAUUUGAUCGAUAUGUAGCUUACCACAGAAAAAUAAGACAUGUAUUAAAAAGACAGUGUUCAUCGUAUUCGUACCAAUCAUCACUUAAGUCCAAUUCAGAAAUAUAUUGGCACCAAGGAUCACCACAAUCAGGAGAUCGACAAUGGUUUUACCAGCUCUGUACAGAGAUAGGCAAUUUUGUAACAUCCAAUGAAGAUGAUCACUUAUUUGGUAAUACCAUACCAAUUGACUUUUUUACCGAUUUGUGCACUGAUGUUUUUGGAGAGCAUUUUGAUUUAAAUAAAUUGAAAAAGGCAGUUCACAAGACAACUAUGUUGUACCAUGGCUUAAAAAACACAACAAGCCGAGUUAUUUAUUUACACGGAUCUUUCGACCCAUGGAACGGAUUAGGUCUUACUGAACCGAAAUCAGACGAUUCCAUAUCAAUAUUCAUUGACGGAGUAUCGCAUUGUGCAGAUCUAUAUACUUCUAGUUUGAAGGACCCGCCACAGUUAUCGGAAGCUCGUGAAACAGUUAUAUUUUAUUUAAACAAAUGGUUGACGGAAAAUUGA
Macrosiphum euphorbiae (potato aphid) is the source of this 1500-nucleotide messenger RNA. Lineage: Eukaryota; Metazoa; Arthropoda; Insecta; Hemiptera; Aphididae. The record is from the annotation of a GenBank genome assembly.